Molecule: messenger RNA, 2001 nt
Organism: Suillus discolor
Lineage: Eukaryota; Fungi; Basidiomycota; Agaricomycetes; Boletales; Suillaceae
Product: CwfJ C-terminus 1-domain-containing protein-like protein
Exons: 14
Coding region: 1-2001 (666 amino acids)
Biological process (GO): mRNA splicing, via spliceosome
Cellular component (GO): post-mRNA release spliceosomal complex
Molecular function (GO): RNA lariat debranching enzyme activator activity; nucleic acid binding; zinc ion binding
Source: RefSeq, a predicted model, not a curated record
AUGGCGUCCUCCACUCUACCAACAGCGUCAAGUGCUUUGCCCGUGAAAAUACUCACGGUAGGCUCUGCACCAUCGACGCUGAAGCAUGGCGACUUCUUUGGUCCCUUGAAAGAGCCAGGGGCUUUGCAGGAUGGAACAGAUGAAACCGAGCAACUUCUGAAUGGUGAUAUUGAAGUCCCUCUGAAAUGUUACAUCAUGCAAGGAGAGAACCCCCUACCUGAUUCUGUGAUAGAAAAAUACGCCAAGACUAGUGGAGAGCUAUGCAAGGAUGUAUUUUUACUGAAUAAAUCAGGGAUUAUGACGACCGCUCAUGGUCUUCGGAUAGCUUGCCUAGGUGGCAUCUACAACCCAGGCAUCUACACCACCGCUGAAGCCCCUCCUGGGUUUGCAUCCCCUUUCUUCUCCACCCACACCGUCGAACGCCUCCUCUCCAACACUCUCGUCAAAUCAUCCUCAAAAUCCCAAUCCAAGAACCAAACGUAUAGCUCCCUUACCUCCAUCCUUAACGCCUCUUCUUCCUCGCAGCUUGUCGACAUCCUCAUCACAAAUGACUGGCCUGCAUGCAUCACACAGCACUCCUCAGCGCCUUUACCUUCUCCAGAGCUCGCAUCUGAGGGCGCCACACCACUGGAUGAGGUAAUUAGGAAGGUCAAACCCAGAUAUCAUUUUGCUGCCUUGGGUGGCCGGCCGCCACAGUUUUGGGAGCGGGAACCUUUCGUGUGGGAUGAUGAAGCAGGAAGGGUUUCCAGGUUCGUAAGUCUAGCUACGGGUGGCAAGAAGCCAAGGUGGUUUUACGCAUUUUCAAUCACCCCACCUUCGCCGUCAAACCCCGCUCCAGCCCGCCCCACAAACGCCACCAAAAACCCUUUUACUGAAUUAGCUCCCCGACCCCCAAAGCGGACGCUCGAAACAUUCGAAACAACAGAGAAUUUCAUAUGGGGAAACGUUCCCCAGCACGGCAAGCGUCCACGAACAAGUGUGAAUCCACUGAGGUUCUCCUCCCCUACCUUACCACAAUUUGCGCUAAGCUCCUGUAAACAGCAUUUCAUCACCUCUUGCCCCGAACGCCAGAAACCUCCCGAAGGAUACGUGUGCCGUAUCUGUAAUACGCCUGGGCAUCUUGUACGUGACUGCCCUACGCGCCAUGCUGUGGGCGAUACAGGUGGGCGAAAACCACGCCCGGGGUAUGUGUGCCGCGCGUGUGCCAGCGAGGAGCAUUACAUUGAAGACUGCCCGGUUGCAAAUGCAGGGCAGCGCGGUGGGGAGCGGAGAGGGAAGAGAGAUCAGAUCAAGGAGAUCGGACCCGACGAAUGCUGGUUCUGCCUAUCUAAUCCCAACCUCGCAAAACAUCUCAUAGUCUCCAUCGGAAAUGAAUGUUAUGUGACGCUUCCAAAGGGUCAAAUUAUUCCUACGCAAUCCAACGCCGACGGAAAUAAUAGCAGCAUUAGUACUGUCCCGGGUGGAGGCCACGUCCUCAUCGUACCUAUUGCGCACCACCCAACGUACAACACCAUCCCCGCUGACAUCGCACCUCCAAUUCUAGAGGAGACUGAUAAAUAUAAGUCUUCUCUCCGUGCUCUCUACGCCGCCCACAACGCAAGCGCCGUAUUCUUCGAAGUCGGACGUCUGAGCACAAAAGGAGGGCAUGCACAUGUACAAGCCGUCCCUGUGCCUAUCUCGCUCGCGGGGAAGGUGGAACAAGCGUUCAAGUCUCAGGGAAUCAAUUUCGAUGGCACAUUGGAAGAUUGUCAAAGUUCAGGACUACCAGGCGGGAGGGGUAGGAGCUAUUUCAGAGUGGACUUGCCUGAUGGGAGGUCGUUGGUCCAUCUGAUCGAGGAUCAUGCACCGUUUGGGGUGCAGUUUGGCAGGCAAGUUUUAACCGACAUACUAGGUAUUCCUGAUAGGGUGGACUGGAAGGCAUGUAUGCUUCCCGAGGAGGAGGAUAAAGCAGAUGUAAAGGCAUUCAAGGCUGCGUUCGCGUCUUUUGACCCGUCGAUGUAA